Molecule: messenger RNA, 743 nt
Organism: Pollicipes pollicipes
Lineage: Eukaryota; Metazoa; Arthropoda; Thecostraca; Pollicipedomorpha; Pollicipedidae
Product: ATP-dependent RNA helicase bel
Exons: 7
Coding region: 120-743 (207 amino acids)
Source: RefSeq, a predicted model, not a curated record
AACAGAACGGGGCACCGUUACUACUCUUUGUGUCUGAGUCGCUAGGCUUUUACAAGCUGUGUGGGACCAACAAGACGUUCGUACACCGAUAAAGAAGACAAUUUAAAUAUCUUUGUACUAUGAGUAAUGUACCUAACCAGAAUGGGAUUGGUCUAGAGCAGCAGUUCGCUGGCAUAGACAUCCGGGGAGGUGCGCCACCACCACAGAAUGUCAGUAGAUAUGUUCCCCCGAAUCGCCGCAUGGAUGGAAUGGACGGUGGCGGCGGGGGUUUCAACAGUUACAGAAGCGGCGGCGGCGGCGGCGGUGGCGGCGGCCGCCCGGGGUACGGCGGCGGCGGCCGGCCCGGCUACGGCGGCGGGUAUGACCCGCGCGGGCCCCCGCCGCCCAUGCCGUCCAGCUUCGACCGGGGGUACAGCCGCGGCGGGUACGGCGGCGGCGGCGGCGGCGGCGGCGGACGCUUCGACCGCGGCUUCGGCGACCGGCGCGGCGGCUCCACCUGGAACAACAACCGGGGCGGCGGCCGCUGGGGCGACCGUGAGGACGACCUGCAGCGUAACGACCGCUGGAAGGAGCCGGCCGCGAGCACCGGCAUCAACUUCGACAAGUACGACGACAUCCCGGUGGACGCCACCGGCAACGAUGUGCCCGACUGCAUCAAGUCGUUCAGCGAGCUGGAGCUCACGCCGAUUAUCGUCGAGAACAUCGCGCUGACCAAGUACACGACGCCGACUCGCGGGACUUGA